Messenger RNA from Sesamum indicum (sesame), 1569 nucleotides. The record is from RefSeq and is a predicted model, not a curated record. Lineage: Eukaryota; Viridiplantae; Streptophyta; Magnoliopsida; Lamiales; Pedaliaceae.
UAGAAAUCGAAGCUGGACAGAAUGCCCGAAAUGGGCGCUCUGCCUUCCUUUCAGCACAAAAAUUUCUUCCCACAAUAAACCCUAACAUCAACUCCUGGGAUCCUCCCUUGCCCUAAAAUUUUUAUCACAAUUUUAAUUUGCAAAAUUUGGGAAUCUCUCGAUUCACAUAUAUCUUCCUGUGGGUUUUCUUGAAGGUUUUGCUUUGGCAUGAUCCCUUCAUUUGGAUCAUAGACAAAAGGGGGGGGAGGAACCUUAUAAUUCUGGUGACAGGAUUGUUGGUUCUUAUGAUUUAGUGCUGCCAUCAACCAUCAGCUCAUAAUAUAGAUAUCCUGAGGACUUGAAGAAUCAGAUGAGCAAUGGAACCAGAACAUGUGAAAACAAGCAGUGAGAAUGUAAAGAAAAAUCCUCAAGAUGGAGCACCACCUCUUGAAUCAAACAAUGGGGACGCCUCUUCUUCAUCCGGUUCCUCACUGGAAUUCAGUAUUGGUGAACAGGGCAACCUUCAAAGGUCCUCUGUCAAUGAAAGUCCGUCAUCUUCGCCAGAACAGUCGACUGGUUCUCCUGACCAAGCGCAAAUGAAAUCUCCCCCUACCCAAACGAUGGGGCAGCCUCCGGGUUAUGAUCCAAAUCGUAUUCCUGCAUCUGUUUUUUCAAGUAAAUCUGGAAAUCCCACAGAGUGGAGUGUUGCCUCAAAUGAGUCCUUGUUUAGUAUUCAUAUGGGAAAUAAUAGUUUCUCUCGGGAUUAUGCUAUCUUGUAUGGGAAGUCAGGAGAGUUUCCCAGACCUGAAGAUUGGAACGGUGCAAAUUCCAAUCUGAUGGAUCUCCCCAGGCUUGAAGAAUGGAACAAUGCACCACCCAAGAGUGAGUUGAGCAGCCUUCCUCCGGUUAUGGAAGUACCUACGCAUGAAGAAAUUAGUGUACCGUCAGGCGGGGAUUCAAGAGCUGAGAAGAAAGAUGACCCUAGAAGCACAAAUGUUGCCCCUGCGGGGGAAAUUGUGGAGAAUCAUGUAAAGGAAAGUCUGGUUCCUGCUCCUGCUAAUAUGCCGGAUGUUAAAAAAGAACCGCCUGCUGAGACUGCUGCUACUUCAUUAAGUAACCCUUCAACUUUCCCAAGCCCGCCUCGCCUUUCUAAUGAGAGUGGAAACAGCAGCACCUCAUUUGCAUUCCCAGUAUUGAAGGUCGUCCCGGAGAAGCCCGAGCAACCGGAGUCUCAACCACAAGCUCCCAAAGAAACUCCUCCUGCUGCAGCUGCCGAGACAUCAAUGUUUUCUUGCUUCCCCUGUUGGCCUAAAUGCUGUUAACUUUGCAUUAUUUCACUGGCUGGCACGUUCGAUGAUGACGUCCUUAGCUUCAUCGAAACUGCCUGUUUAUCUUUUAGUUAGCCACAAAAUCUGGUCUGGUUCUUUCUGAGGAAGCAGAGUUCAAACAUAUGUUAGAGUUUUGGUUCCAUAAAAACAGUGAUGCUUCAAGUCUCAGAUAUGGUCAUUGUUUUUCACCCUCAUAGUUUGUGAUGCAGUAAAGAUUUGAACGAACUUGUUUGAGAAUUAAGCACUAAUUUCAACAGUGGUA